This is a messenger RNA of Effrenium voratum, 804 nucleotides long. NCBI's taxonomy places the organism in Eukaryota, Dinophyceae, Suessiales, Symbiodiniaceae. The record is from the annotation of a GenBank genome assembly.
AUGGAGUCCCGCUACUCUUUGGGCCAAGAGAUCGGAGAUUGCCUUUGUGCUCACCCCAACUUGCAGAUCCGCCCCUUGGGCGGCGAGUGGGUCACCAUGUCCUGCGAGGACAUGACCUUGCGCGUUUGCACUUUGCAGCCCUUGGCGCUGGACACCACGUACGAGGCCCGUGUCCAGGUGGCCUGCGAGAACAGCUCUCUGAACAGCCCCUGGACUUACUCCACUGAGCAGCUGUCCACGAAUCCAGGCUGCAAGUGGAAUUCGGACUCUGGGAACUCCACGGGCUUCGAGUGCAAGGACGGCCGCAUCUGUGCCUCGGAGGGCUGCUGCGGCGGGGAUUUGCAGCGCUGCCCCGCCGAUGCUCCGGUAAUGUGCUCAUCCUCGUGCUCGGGGGACUACUGCUGUGCCGCUUCGGCGGCGGCCUGCGGCACGGAGAGGCCCUGCUCCGACAGCCAAGUGCCUGCGAAGCAGCCCAGCGUGCUGUCAGUGGUGCCGUCCCGGGACGGCCUGGCGCUCGCCUGGGCGCCCGGGAGCUACGGCUCCGGCUUCGCGGCGCCCUGCGGCCAGGCAGGUUCCAGCGACUUCCUUGGCUGGUCGGUGGAGGUCUCCCCCUUGGAGGCCGAAGCGUGGCAGAGCGUGAGCUGCGACACGCCGCGCCUGGACGGCAGCUGCCAAAUCGCCGGCCUGGAAGCCAACACCGAGUACCAGGUUCGCUUGGCUGAGCUGUGCUUCAACCGUGACCUGGACUCGGACUACACGGCCCUGCCCCGAGAACGUGCCGUCGGUCCCGGUCAACAUUUGUGA